This is a messenger RNA of Larimichthys crocea (large yellow croaker), 2439 nucleotides long. It is a transcript of the gene hdac1, whose product is annotated as histone deacetylase 1. Gene Ontology annotation, cellular component: NuRD complex. The record is from RefSeq and is a predicted model, not a curated record. The transcript has 12 exons. Bases 105 to 1553 code for a protein of 482 amino acids. Gene Ontology annotation, molecular function: histone deacetylase activity. Lineage: Eukaryota; Metazoa; Chordata; Actinopteri; Sciaenidae. Gene Ontology annotation, biological process: heterochromatin formation.
CCUGUGAUUGGUCGACGAACAGCUCAACGCGAGUUCCCGCCCCCCUCCCCGGUGCAAGAGAGGAACCCGGUGGGCACGAAACAGUGGGACACAAACGGUGUAAAAUGGCGCUGUCUCAAGGAACAAAGAAGAAAGUUUGCUAUUAUUAUGACGGCGAUGUGGGGAACUACUACUAUGGCCAGGGUCAUCCCAUGAAGCCCCACAGGAUCCGCAUGACCCACAACCUCCUCCUCAACUAUGGCUUGUACAGGAAAAUGGAGAUCUACAGGCCACACAAAGCCAGCGGAGAGGAGAUGACAAAAUACCACAGCGACGACUACAUCAAGUUCCUGAGGUCCAUCCGACCAGACAACAUGUCUGAGUAUAGCAAACAGAUGCAGAGAUUCAACGUCGGCGAGGACUGUCCGGUGUUUGACGGCCUGUUUGAGUUUUGCCAGCUCUCGACAGGCGGAUCUGUCGCUGGGGCACUAAAGCUGAACAAGCAGCAGACAGACAUCGCCAUAAACUGGGCUGGCGGACUCCACCACGCCAAGAAGUCCGAGGCCUCAGGUUUCUGCUACGUCAACGACAUCGUCCUGGCCAUCCUCGAGCUGCUCAAGUACCACCAGAGGGUCUUAUACAUAGACAUCGACAUCCACCACGGCGAUGGAGUGGAGGAGGCCUUCUACACCACAGACAGAGUCAUGACUGUCUCUUUCCACAAGUAUGGUGAAUACUUCCCUGGCACCGGAGACCUGAGGGACAUCGGAGCUGGAAAAGGCAAGUACUAUGCAGUGAACUACCCGCUAAGAGACGGUAUUGAUGACGAGUCCUAUGAAGCCAUCUUCAAACCUAUCAUGGCUAAAGUCAUGGAGAUGUACCAGCCGAGUGCCGUUGUACUCCAGUGUGGAGCUGAUUCUCUCUCUGGCGACAGACUGGGCUGCUUCAAUCUCACCAUCAAAGGUCACGCCAAAUGUGUGGAGUACAUCAAAAGUUUCAACCUGCCCCUACUGAUGCUGGGCGGUGGAGGCUACACCAUCCGCAACGUGGCCCGUUGCUGGACCUAUGAAACCGCCGUGGCCUUGGACUCCUCCAUCCCCAACGAGCUGCCCUACAACGAUUACUUUGAGUACUUCGGGCCCGACUUCAAGCUGCACAUCAGCCCGUCCAACAUGACCAACCAGAACACCAACGAAUACCUGGAAAAGAUCAAGCAGCGUCUGUUUGAAAACCUCCGCAUGCUGCCUCACGCCCCCGGCGUGCAGAUGCAGGCGAUCCCGGAGGACGCCCCACACGCGGACAGCGGAGACGAAGAUGAAGAGGACCCCGACAAACGCGUCUCUAUCCGCGCCCACGACAAGAGGAUAGCUUGCGAGGAGGAGUUUUCUGACUCCGAGGACGAGGCGGAGGGGCAGGGAGGAGGCCGCAGGAAUGCAGCCAACCACAAGAAGGUGAAACGGGUGAAGAAGGAGGAAGAGAAAGAAGGAGAGGAAAAGAAAGAAGUGAAGGAGGAGGAGAAGGAGGAAGAGAAGAUGGACACGUCGGGACCAAAAGAAGAGGUGAAGACCACUUGAAGACUGUCACAGGGUGAAAUGGUUGCUUCGUACUGUUGUCCUCAAGCCCCCACUGAUUCCUAUAACUCUCCUGCUGCGACGAUAGGACCCUUUUUGUACCCCUGUUUUAUUAUGUGUUCUUAGAAGCAAACCUGGUUCACACUGUAUUAUUUGUUUCAAAGCUGAAGCACCUGUCGAGCGGGCUGCAUAUCCCAGCAUCACUUUAGCAUGGAUUCCUGAUGGAGGAUUUGCCCCUUACUGUUCCGUGUGAACACCACCCAGCUGGACCUCAGCUGUCGUGUGAACCAGGUCUGCUUUAACGUGAAGAAAACCACCCGAGUUGUUACUGUUCCUGUCACGGCAUUUCAGAUUUUAAGCAGGUUUUGUGGGGCUUGCGCUGCAGAGACGCAGAUGAUUUCCAAGUCUAGCGUUCAUAUGUAAAAAGGCUUUUGUUAGUUUUUAAACAUCUGUUUAUGAUACUGUUAGAAUAACCAGCACCUCUGCAAACUGUUUGGCGUGCUGUUAAUUUAUCAGUGAAUGCAUGUUUGAAAUGAUCUCGCCUUCAGCAUGUCGCUGAUCUCAGCUCAGUAAGUUAUUUUAAAUCAUGAACACACUGUCUGUCCCUUCAGCCCGCCUUCCUAUGAAUGUCUGGUUUUUGUUUUUUUAAUAUUCCUGUUAUUUUUUCCUGCAUUGUUUGUAUGUUGAAGUAAGAAUGUGUGUGAACCUCUCUGGAGGUUUAUGUUGGGAAGUGACUGACUUAUUUUAGAUAUUUUGUACCAUUAUACAUAAAUGUGGAGCGAGCUUGUGAACCGGCCCCUUUACAUGUGGUUGUUCGGAGUUCUAUCCUUGUGAAAUGUUCAUUAUCAUGACUUUGUUAUAAAAUAAUAAAGAAAACAGAUCAAUGUUU